AUGAGAAUGAGUUGCUCUGAAACGGGAGCACAGCUGCUUGCUCGUCUUGGAAAUCGACCAAAUAUUUCAAAUGUGGAUCCAACGUUGUUUCCUUCAGGGCUAAAAGGGAAAGAUGUGCUGGAGAUUUAUGGAAGUGAAGGGUGUGGUAAAACAGAAAUGCUUCUUCAUAUAGCCUGCUCCUUAAUCCUUCCAAAGACAUGGAGAGGUUGGAACUUUGGUGGAUGUGGAGCAAGUGUGGUGUUUUUUGAUACAGACUAUAAGUUUUCAAUACUUCGUCUUGUUACUUUAUUGGAAAAAAAGAUAUUAGCUUUUCUUAACCAGAAUGAACAAGUGACUACUACUGAAAAUUUGUGUGCAAGCUUCACUCCAAACACAGGAGAUGUGGAAAUUCUCAUAAAAGAUUCUCUGAAACGUUUGAUUGUUCUUCAGUGUAAAAGCAGCAUGCAGCUUCUUGCUACUCUGCAUAGUCUUGAAACAAAAAUUAGUACUAAUCCUGAUAUUUGUGUGAUCAUGAUUGACAGCAUUUCAGCAUUUUAUUGGCUGGACAGAUGUGCUGGAGGUGAAAGUGUGACAGCUCAAGAACAUGUCAUGAACCUCAUUGUUGACAUUCUCACACACCUUGUCAAUGAUUAUAAUUUAGUUCUUUUUGCAACAAAGUCUGCAUAUUUCAAACGAAAACUGAAAGAAUCGGAGAAGGGAGAUGAAAGCGGCACAGCUGAUAUGGACCAUUUUGAAUUUCUCUCUCGUAAUUGGUCUCGAUUUGUUAAACACAGACUUGUGCUGAUGAGAGAUUUUAGUAAUGUAAUACAGUUUAGUGUGAAUUGUUCAUCCUGGCAGAAAAAGUUUACUAUUGCAGAAAAUGGAAUAUCAUUUAAAUAA
Molecule: messenger RNA, 879 nt
Organism: Ylistrum balloti
Lineage: Eukaryota; Metazoa; Mollusca; Bivalvia; Pectinida; Pectinidae
Product: DNA repair protein XRCC2-like
Exons: 2
Coding region: 1-879 (292 amino acids)
Biological process (GO): DNA strand invasion; double-strand break repair via homologous recombination
Cellular component (GO): Rad51B-Rad51C-Rad51D-XRCC2 complex; replication fork; centrosome
Molecular function (GO): four-way junction DNA binding; ATP binding; ATP-dependent DNA damage sensor activity
Source: RefSeq, a predicted model, not a curated record